CCAUUGGAUGGUGUGAAAAUUCUUGAUUUAACAAGGGUGCUUGCAGGACCCUUUGCCACAAUGAAUUUAGGAGAUCUAGGGGCUGAAGUUAUCAAAGUGGAAAGACCAGGAGCUGGUGAUGAUACACGAGCCUGGGGUCCACCUUUUGUUGGAACAGAAAGUGUUUAUUUUCUCAGUGUCAACAGAAAUAAAAAGAGUAUAGCUAUCAACAUGAAGGAUGCAAAAGGAGCAAAGCUGAUCAGAGAGCUUGCAGCAGUGUCUGAUGUUUUUGUGGAAAACUACGUCCCUGGGAAACUGGCUGAAAUGGGUCUAGGUUAUGAAGACAUUAAAAAGAUUGCUCCUCACAUAGUGUACUGUUCACUAACAGGCUAUGGUCAGACUGGUCCAAUGGUUCAGAGAGGUGGAUAUGACUCCAUUGCAGCUGCUGUUUCUGGUCUCAUGCAUAUCACAGGGCAUGAGGAUGGUGAGCCAGUUAGACCAGGAGUAGCCAUGACAGACCUCGCCACUGGGUUGUAUGCGUACGGGGCGAUCAUGGCUGGUUUACUGCAGAGGUACAGGACGGGGAAAGGGCUGCACAUCGACUGCAAUCUCCUCUCAUCUCAGGUUGCAUGUCUCACUCAUGUAGCAGCUAAUUACCUUAAUUGCAAAAUGGAAGCAAGACGCUGGGGUACCGCUCAUGGGAGUAUUGUUCCGUAUCAG
Merops nubicus (carmine bee-eater) is the source of this 699-nucleotide messenger RNA. RefSeq names its product succinate--hydroxymethylglutarate CoA-transferase-like. The transcript is spliced from 8 exons. Gene Ontology annotation, molecular function: catalytic activity. The annotation marks the transcript as partial. Lineage: Eukaryota; Metazoa; Chordata; Aves; Coraciiformes; Meropidae. The record is from RefSeq and is a predicted model, not a curated record.